Messenger RNA from Asparagus officinalis (garden asparagus), 2183 nucleotides. RefSeq lists its product as uncharacterized. The transcript is spliced from 9 exons. Gene Ontology annotation, cellular component: RNA polymerase I transcription regulator complex. The coding region runs from base 46 to 1947 and encodes 633 amino acids. Gene Ontology annotation, biological process: transcription by RNA polymerase I. NCBI's taxonomy places the organism in Eukaryota, Viridiplantae, Streptophyta, Magnoliopsida, Asparagales, Asparagaceae. The record is from RefSeq and is a predicted model, not a curated record.
AUUCACAGCCCGCACUCGAACAGCAGAAGCAAAGGACGCGGCGAGAUGCCGCCCCGUCCCAAGACGGAGCCUUUGUCCCCCUCCUCAAGCAGCCCACCAGCUGUUCGACGAAAUUCCCCACCGACCCAAUUCCUCGAAACCCGCGUCAAAUCAGAACCCCACCACUCCGACGACGAUGAAAACCACGCCCACCGAGUUAAAUCGGAGACCCAACAAGAAGAAGAAGCAGAACCCGAAACUGGUCGAAGAGGGGUGAAGAGAUUGCGAACCGGCCCGAGUGGAGGAGCAUCGUCUUUCAGAGGCAAGCACCGUCGCCGGCUGGGGAAGCUGCUCCGUAGGUUCAUGCACGAACACCGAUGGAACGAGGCGGCGGGGGUUGUAAGCGUCUUGAUUAGAGGGGCUCCUCCUGGGAAAUUGGCGGAUGAUGAUGAACUUCGAAGAUAUUAUACGGUCGCAAUGGAGCUCCAUAGGCGGUUCAUUAAUAAAGAGGACAGGAAAUAUGAUCAGUGGAUUAAACAGAUUUAUGACAUGUGGAUGGCCUCAUUUUCGAGGUCUUAUGAUGAUUCAAGAAAGAAAAAUGCAAUUCUCAUGGAGUUCGCUCUGUUCCACUUCACGCAAGGAAACAUCAGCGAAGCUUACAGCAAUAUGCAAUAUGUUAUCCAGGAUGAUGAACUGUCAAAAGACCCAUUGGCAAACCUCCUUCAUGGGAUGAUACUUUAUCAGCUAUGGUAUUCUGGUCUCCCCGAGGAGAUCAGGAUAAAGGGUUUUGAUAAUUGCAUGCCAAUGGGGACACCAGGGGUUGCCUCUGAUAAUGGUUAUAGAGAAAUGGAGAUUGGUGAAAGUUCAAAUAAUUAUUAUGCGGCGACUACGCAUGUCAAAUUUUCUUCUCAAUGUGCUUCAGAAAGCUCCUUUGGUAAUGACAAGAUUAUCAAAGGCUGUAAUAAUUAUCGCUCUAAAACAGAACCUGGUCAUGCUCAUUGGCCCCAAGAAUUCUAUGGAAGCCACUCAACAGCUAAAAAUGGACAAAACUCUGGUUCAUUUAACCUUGAUGACAACCUCCAAAACAGUUCCAUUUUCUUUGCACAUGGGUUAGAUACAGUUUUGUUGCCUAUUCACUUAGAGCACUUUACUGGCGGCACUGAUCAAAUAAUUUAUCAAUAUAGGCAGUUGGCUGAUGGGAACUAUAUAGAUGCUGUGAAGCAUUUGAGGCUUGCUCUCCAUUCAGUACGUCCACUGUCUGCUGCAUUGUUUCCGCUGAUUCAGCUUUUGCUUCUUGGUGAUCGAGUGGAAGAAGCAUUUAAGGAACUUGAGACUUCAUGCCAUAACGUUGAUUCAGCACUACCUUUCAGGCUAAUGGCUAGAUUACUGGAGUGUUUUCAGAGAAAUAAGAUCACCAUGAUCUGUAGCUACUAUGAGAAUGCUUUGAAGAGGGAUCCUAUCUGUUACCUGUCUCUGGAAAGGCUAGUAAAGAUGCACAAAUCCGGAAAUUACAGUACAUUGAUGAUGUUUGAGAUGAUAGCUUUGCAUCUUGAUGCUGCUGAUGGGCAAUGUAGCAUUUGGGAGGAAUUUGCAUCGUGUUUCCUUCAAUUCCAAAUAGUUGUACAAUCUGAAUAUGAAGAUUGCACUUCAAAGAAUCUAGAAAGAGGAGGGACAAAAACUGUCUCUUCCAGCAAAUUCCCUGCAGCUCUUGCAAGGGAAAAUGGUUCAUGGAAGCUUCGGUUUGAGUGGUGGAAAAGGCGACAUUUCAGAAGUUCGUCUUUGCAAGAAAACGCCAGUGACUCGAAGCUAUUAUGUUUUAAGGCGGCAUGUGCUUCUCACAUUUAUGGCCCGAUGCACGAGUACGUAGUCAGAGUGUUUAAUAUCUUGAAAAAGGAGGACGACGACGAGCAUUGCUUAAUCCUCAACACUCACAUCCAGCAGUCCAUGGACCUACUUAAAUAUUUGUGAAGAUGAUGAUAAUAUGGAAUCUGGUUCAGAGGAGAUGGCUUCCUUGUUCCAUCGACAAAUGUAGAGUCCGUUUCGAAUACUGAUUUUUCGUUUAAAAAAAAUGGGGGGAGGGAAUCGAUCAGGAAAAUGUAAAUUUCAUGAGAUUUUGCAGGCUUCUUUAUAUGUGGAGCUGAUCCUUUUAAUUGAUCCCUAUUUUUCUUUUCUUUUUUAAUUUAGGAGAUUCCCUGUGUUUAAAA